Messenger RNA from Paramecium sonneborni, 342 nucleotides. The record is from the annotation of a GenBank genome assembly. Lineage: Eukaryota; Ciliophora; Oligohymenophorea; Peniculida; Parameciidae.
AUGAGCUUAACAAAGCCGAUAAAAGAAUACAAAUUGAUUUUGCUAUAAAAUAGUCUUUAUAAAAAGAAGUUUGAAUAUAAAAAUAAGGAUAAAUUUUUGAAGAUUCUAAGAAUUUCCAUAUCAGAUGAGUAAAUAGUAAAAAUCACUAACUUUGAGAUUGAUAACUUAAAUACAUUAGAAAUACCAGCUGAAUGUAAAUAAUGAAUGAUUUAAAUUUUAGCAUCAAUAACAAUUCAUAUCACAUUGUAAGCAUCUAAGAAUGCAAAUGUAUACAUGAAAUUUAUUAGAUAUGACACAGAUUAAAUAGAAGAGGAAUUACUUUUUAAGAUUGAAUUAAAAUGA